UGACGGACAAUAGCUAACGGAUUGGCUGUGGGAGAACGGCGGCGUGGGAUUGGCUGCGCUGUGGCUGCUUCAUGGCGGUCUCCUCUUAGAUCCUGCGGCUCCUGUCUGAUAAAACAGAAGGCUUGAUUGCUUAUAAGAAGAAUUCAGAAGCCCAAGAGCAUUGAGGAUGAAUCCUGGAAGAUGUGAGACUCUGGAUGAUAUGCCUGACCUCUACACUAUCUUCAGAGGAGAGGUUGUUACAGUGACAGAAUAUGGAGCCUUUAUUAAAAUUCCAGGCUGCAAAAAGCAAGGCCUGGUCCAUCGAACCCACAUGUCAUCCUGUCGAGUGGACAAGCCCUCUGAGAUAGUGGACGUCGGUGACAAAGUGUGGGUGAAGCUUAUUGGCCGGGAGAUGAAAGAUGACAAGAUUAAGCUAUCCCUUUCCAUGAAAGUUGUCAACCAAGGGACUGGAAAAGACCUUGACCCCAACAAUAUCAUUACUGACCAAGAAGAAAGGCGGAAGAGGUCCUUCAAGGAUUAUACAGGGCAGAAGAUUAUCCUUGAAGCUGUCCUGAACACAACUUGCAAGAAAUGUGGCUGCAAAGGUCAUUUUGCCAAGGACUGUUUCAUGCAACCAGGAGGCACCAAAUACAGCCUAGUACCUGAAGAGGAAGAAGAAGAAACGGCAGAAACUGAGGGAGGGGAGAAAUCUGUACAAACGGAAAAUACUUCCCGGAAAAGAAAGAAGGAAAAGAAAAAGAAAAAGAAACACAAGAGCAGGAAGGCAUCCUCAUCCAGUAGCUCAGACUCUGACAGCAGUGAAGGUCCAUCGGCCAGCAAGAAGUCGAGACACAUGGCAAAGGACAGCAAGAGGAAGAAAAAAAAGCACAGGAAGAAGACCCAGGAGUAACUCCUUACUCCUUACCCUCCAAGGGAGCCUUCUUCACCAGUACCUUGACUCCCUGCCCCACCCUACCACUGAGGGCUGUAUCCUCCACAAAUUAGUCUUGCUUGCUCUGGACAGUGUCAGGAUAGCUUCCUGACCCAGCAAGCCAUGUUAACCCCUGAAGCUAACGUUUUUCUUUUGUCCAAUUCCUCUGGCCCAGCCUCAAGAUUUGAGGGCUAGCUGUAGACUCCUGGCCAUGGACACUGCUGCAGGGAGAGAUAUGCUUUUUGAACCCCCGGCUGGAGCACAGAUGGCCACCUCCAGCUGAGCCAGUCAGUGAGCUCUUCUGCCUCCAGGCCAGAGCCAGAGGGCUUCUUCUUGGCAACAGGCAGACCAGUCCCUUCUGGUGCUCAUAUUCCCUCAACAGCAGUAGGUCAGACGGCACCAGCUUAGCCAGAUUCUGGGAAGAAACUGCAAGGUUUCAGAACUUGUGGUCUCAUCCCCUUAGGUGAUUAAACAUACAGGGCUAUUGUUCAGCACUCACUGAUGUGGGGCGAGUGGCGGAGAGCCAUGACUUCUAAAUUUCCUCUCUCCAUUGGCAGCACUGGAACCUUUGGCUUGGUGUUUUAACAUUUCCUGGAUUGGGUAUCAUGCCCCCACCUCCCACUUCUUAUCUGCUUAUAGGGAGGCUGAAGCUGGUGGAUCAUGUGAUCUCUGAAAUUCCUGAGCUGCAGAAGGGUCCCAGCCAGUCAGGUAUUCACACUGUCAGGUACCAAUGUGGGGAGCCCCAGGAUCACCAAGCUGCCUAAGGAAGUGAGCCCACCUAGGUUGGAAAUGAGCUCCUGUGCUUAUCAAUAGUUGGAUUGGGCCCACCAGUGGCUGCUGCAUUCCCAGCUUAGGCAAGAUCUCCCAAACAAAACCUUUUUUUUGAAGGUGAAGAGUUUCUAAAAAACUUAGUAUCUUCUGAAAUUUCAUAGCUAGAUAAUUUACAGGGUCUGCCCUGCUUGGUCCUUCCAUGAAGAUUUCUUCAGAGGAGGAGUUUUAGCAGGUCCCUGUCCCACAGCCAACCUUCAUAGAAUUCCCCAAGUUUUCCCCUGUAAUUAUCAAAUAACUUCCAUUCUCUGGUGGUACGUGGUAGUGUGCAGAAGGAAGAUGGCAGUAGUGCAUCUUUCAUUGCACCGGCAUGGUUCAAAGGGGUAAACAAAAACCAAAAUCAAAACUCCUACAUAGGAUCUGCUUAGAGCCUUCUGUUAACACAUCCCUAUGAAGUCUGAGCCCUCAAGGCAGAAGCCACAGCCAUUGCUCAUGUCUCUCUACCCACCAGUGAAAUAGAAGGCUAAAGGGCCACUAAGGAUGAAGGAUCCGAUACAAGGCUUGGAGCUAAGCCUGCUAUCCUGGCAUAAGUCAGUCUGAAAGAGAAGCCUCAAGGGGUGAUGAUACGGUCCCUGUCUAGACCAAUGGGUGAACAUAAUGAGCAGACUCCAGCUUAAUGUAUGGAAAGGCUUCUGAGCACCAUCCCAGAAUACAGUGGACUGCUCGAGCAGGUCUGUCUCCAGACAUUGUCCCUUGUUGGGGAUACAGAGGAACUUCCCAGUGUGGAGGCCCCUUCCACCUAUGAUUCUGUGAUGAGGUAAAGAAAGGGUAAGCAGUGAAGGGAAGGAGGAAAGGGCUGUAGAUAGGGAAAAAAGAGAUUGACUGCUUUCUCCUUGGGCCUAUCUGUUAGUGGUCUUGCUUCAGCUGCAUCAGGCUUGGAAUCACUGCCACUUGGGCUUGGCUUCAGACCAACUUGGCCAACGUCUGACUUGCCCCAGCAGCCUCUUUGGCAAAGAUAGGCCUUGCUCAUGGAACCCUCCCCAUUCCCCCAACCCCCACGACAAAGGCAGUAAAGCAGCUGCUGUAUCUGAA
Sarcophilus harrisii (Tasmanian devil) is the source of this 2770-nucleotide messenger RNA. It is a transcript of the gene ZCCHC17, whose product is annotated as zinc finger CCHC-type containing 17. Bases 167 to 889 code for a protein of 240 amino acids. The record is from RefSeq and is a predicted model, not a curated record. Gene Ontology annotation, biological process: RNA stabilization. NCBI's taxonomy places the organism in Eukaryota, Metazoa, Chordata, Mammalia, Dasyuromorphia, Dasyuridae. Gene Ontology annotation, molecular function: zinc ion binding; RNA binding. The transcript has 8 exons.